CGUUCUGUGUGACGCGUAAUUUACAAACAAAAGGUUAAAGCGAGUUCUAUCCAUUAUUCUAAAAAGCUCUGGUGGUAUUUGUUGUCCUAUUUCAUUGCACUAGAAGAAGUGGUUUAAAAUUCCUUAAAAAGAAGAAGUUAUAAAUAAUGAAGCAAAGGAAACUGGUGGAAGUGACUGAAGAUAACUUGGAGGACCUUCUGGCUUGUGAUGACAUUUUCCUCGACUUCUUUAAUGUCUUCUUGUCAUCACUCGCCUUCUCAAUUCCUCUACGAUUUGAUCGGCUAACAGGCACUUUGGUUCGCAUUAAACAGGAGGAAGAUUCUAAGGAAGCAAACAAAGAUGCUUUUUCCAUUAGUUCGAUGAAUCAGCCGCCUCAGUAUGGAGCCAACGAGGAGCAGCGAGAAGCUAUUCUGAGAUGGGUGAAAAAUGAACGACUAGUUUUCUUCCUUCAAACUAGGUUAUACUUGGAAUAUAAACUGUGUCGAUACUUGGUAAGACCUUUACGACCUACGAUGACGUCAGCAAAUAGAAAUGGAUCUCGGUCGCAAUCUCAGAGCAAAGCCAACUCACGACUCAGUGCACGACUGGGGGGUGUUUCACGAACUGACGAAGUCAGCUCGGCCGACAGUCUGGCUGGUAACAAGUCAUGCGAAAGCAGUGAGUCAUACGAGUAUCAAAACUUAUACGAGCAACUGCAAGCUGGCUUCCGAUACUUAAGACCUGGAAGUCGUGCUUUCAGCCUGCCGGUAUACUUGACCCACCUUAGACAUUCAAUUGCGACUAACUCAAACGCGUUUCCAAACCCCAAUGGUAAUAUUGUUGUGAACACAUUUGAAAAAGAGAAAACCCAGUUUUUGGGGAUUUCUGGGGAGAAAAGUAGCAACGGAAGUGAAGUGAAACACUUAACAAGUAACUGUGUGUCUUCGGAAAAACGGAGUUCGACCAAUCAGAAGCAAUCUUCAACAAACAGAGCUUCAGAAGAAUCGGAUCUGUUGGUGAACAAAAGUGACUUGCAAAGAAGGUGCCAAAACUUCAAUUUAGAUGACACUGAAAUUGAAAAAGAAAACGAUGAAGAGGAUGAAAAUUUUGAAGAUGAUGAAGAAAUAGCAAUUGAAGAGGUUGAUGAUAAGCUUGCUUGCAUCGAGUUUGACGAAGUGAACGACCAAGAUAAUUUAGUUGUAGUGAAAGAUUUGGCAUCCACCAAUGAAAACGGCGCUAACAAAAUUGCUGCCGAAAAUAUAAACAGUUUGCAGGAGUCCAAAGAAAUCAUUUUUAAAAAUCGUGAAAUAAUGAAAGAGUUUACAAAGUUUCUGCAAGGUACGCAAGGCGAGACUUUGAUGAAUUUUUGGAUAGAUUGUGAGCAGUUUCGAGAUGAUAUGACUCAAUUUGAAGAACUAGAAACUCAUGAAAUUCAGUCAAAAGUUUAUCUUCACGCUUUUCGUGAACUCUUGGAUAAAUAUGGGUUGAAGUUGACAAAUGAAACAAAAACGCAGCUUAUCAAUGAACGAUCGGAUAACUUCAGUCCAGCUAUAUUUUCCAAAGCACAAUACGAUGCUUUAAAACGUCUUCGAUGUUACUGGGUUCCAAGAUUUGUAAUUUAUUGUCAAACUAAAGCUGGAACUUAUGGCACGUACAACCUUGAGAGCACAGGUUUGGAUAUUGUAUCAAAAGAAAAAUCAGACAAGUUUAAAACACCCGGAUUCGAAACACUGACUACAAUAGAUUUCUUGCCUAGUUUAAACGUAGCUCGCACUCUAAGUGUGCAACCAGAAGUCUCAUGGAGUGACGCAAGCAACCCGAUGGUACCCUGGAUCAAAGUUCUGGAAAGCGGCAAACGUCCAGACGAGCGAAUCAAAAGUGCCAAUCGUAACUCACGACUCAAAACAGCGCCUUCAGCUUUCAACUUUGUGUCGGAAAUUGAUCACGUGGACUUUAAGUCGGAGAAUAUUGUGAGUUUGAUUAUGGGCGAAGAUUUGAUAACUUUGGACGAAGUCACGAUGUGUAUCGUUAAGGAUAAGGACUCGGGUGGGCCCUUUCAGAGAUACCUUCAGCAGAUGUGUCUGAGUUCGGACUCGGUGGAGCAAACAUUGACAUCACUAGCACAAUACCUCUACUGGCAGGACAUGUUAGAGCUAAUGGAGGCAGAGCAACGCGUGGGCGACAGACUCAUCCGUCUGAGCAAUGCUUGGGGUAUUUUCAACAAGUACUUCACCACUACCAGUCUGUGGGCAGUCACCAGAGAUAUAGUCCAGAUAGAGCAGCUGAGGGUGGCUCUAGAGGAGAGGGCGAAUGAGAGAGAUGUGAAUAUGAAGUGUUCACAUGUGUUCAAAGGCAUCACUGAGAACAUUUUAAAACAACUCAAGUCGCAAUGGAUUGACUACGCCGUCAAGGACUCCGAAACGCUAGAAUCAUCUCUGGACUUCGACUUCUCGGCAGAAGAUGAUUGCAACAAACAGACUACUGGAACAGACCAUCAAGACCAAAGAAUAUCACGUGAUCUAACAAGAACAAAUAAUAUUGCAAUGGUUAACAGAGACAAGCGGGAACCUAGGGUGACGCUGCAGAACAGAGUGGUCGUCAAUGAGGAGUCGACUUUGGCUGAAAAACAACUGAGGUUGCAGAAUGCAUUUCAGAUUGCUCAGGAUAUUGAACAGUACAGGAAAAAGCAGAGCAGCUUUCUCAGCCAAGCAAGAAAACGCAAAAAGAAAAAGAAGGUUCGCAAGACAGUGACAGUCGAAAAAAGUAAUCACGCUGAUACUUUAGCAGCUGAGAAACAGAAACAAGAAGAGGCGAAAGAAAAGAAGCGAAGGGCUGAAAAGGCGUCUCAGAUCAAGACACUUUCAAGUGUAAAGGACUUUUUGACCCCCGAUUGGCAAAGUUUAACUCGAGACUUUGUCAAGUACUGUGAAUCUUACGAAGGGUUCAACACAUUAUUGCUAUUCAGACUGUUUCUAGAAAUUCAGAAAUACAAUAAAUUAGUUCAUCAAUCGGCGAAAGUCAAAGACGUUCAAUCACAACUCAUAUACACAACUUACUUGGACGCCUACGCGCCUUUGAGGGUCAAUUUACCCAAGAAGUACCUAGUGAAAGAAAAAUUAACCCCUGAACGGAUGAAAGCGACGGAAGAUUACAUUGAGAAACAGUUGCGAGCUGCGGUUAAAAUUUUCUACGAAGGUCAUAAAUGGUCUCAAGAUCAUUCAAAGACGAACAGAAGAAUGUCGAUUGGGGGAGCUAAAUUGGCAGCUGAAGGUGCCCACGUAGCCGAAAAAAUCAUUCCACCUAUGUGGGUGAGGAGGAGAGUGGAGAAUAGACUACCAUCCAAGUCGGCUGCCCUGGCAGGUAUCAGAGCCAUCCCCAGUGAGGGCGACAGGAGCACCUUUUCAAAGAUGCUGGCCAAGGAGACCACGUCACAGGAGUGCAGAGACAUCCUUAAUCAGUUCCAUGAUUAUUUGCAACAAUAUGGGGCCGACCAAGAAUUGCCCUACAUUUCAAACAGUCUGAAAUUCUUCAUAGAAGUCUACAAACUCACUCAAUUCAUCCACCAAGACCAACACGAUGACGUUGUACUUAGACGAAAACUAAACGGCAUCAUCGACAUUUACGUCGACUGUCAUACUUCUGAUGAAAAGAUUCAGAUCGAAACUUCAAGCGAACAGGCUGCAAAGAUGUUGCGACAGUGUCAGAUGUUCAUACGAGGGUCAAGUAACAAAGGUCAAGGCAGAGGUCACCACUUGGAAGAAGUGUCCGAAUUUGUUCAGACUGCAGAUUUAAUCAAAGAACAACUUCUGCAAUUCUGGAGUGCAUUUUGGAAGAAGCGAAACGCGGCUAAAGGUCAGAAAAGGAGUCAACAUAAGGAAAAAAGUUUGAUGGAUAUGGAUCUUUUAGAUGAAGAUAACAAGGAAGGCGCCCCAGAGGAGUUUCAGAUCCUGUUUGAGAUGCCGAAGCAGAAACCAGUCGGGAACCAGUUCGGAUCCAGCGUAUCAUUUACACUAUUGGAGGGGAUCAAAUGGAAGGGUUUCACAACGGACGAGACUAGUUCUCGCGACAACCUGGAUAUCUUCGGGGGUGCCUCCGCCUCACAGGGUGGGAGGGGGUCUGCCGCUUUGGCAACCCAGGCAGAGUAAUGUGAUGAGACCUCAAAAACAAUGGAUUUCUAUGAGAGCCACAUUAUGAACAAUCAGCAAUCGCAAUGAAACGAGACAAUGCCGGACCACAUAAUUGCAGCUUUAAAACAUUUUAAAUUUGGUGCCGCGAUCUCUAUCCAGGUCUAAUUUCGAAGCCGAUUCUGAAGUUAUAAUUGAUAUAGAAAAUUAAAGACGCUUCUUAAUA
Molecule: messenger RNA, 4329 nt
Organism: Symsagittifera roscoffensis
Lineage: Eukaryota; Metazoa; Xenacoelomorpha; Acoela; Convolutidae
Exons: 11
Coding region: 147-4124 (1325 amino acids)
Biological process (GO): regulation of signal transduction
Cellular component (GO): cytoplasm; nucleus
Molecular function (GO): G-protein alpha-subunit binding
Source: RefSeq, a predicted model, not a curated record